AUGGCGAUGAGCAGCUCGAAUCUACCCCAACAAGGCCUUCGGUCAGGUAGAGAGAGUGAGGAGGACGCCGGUCUUGUAUCGUAUGAGGGCGAUAAUGCUUCACAUCGACUGGACCUUCCCUCCUACUCGACUGUCGCAGCGGAACGAGCGCCGCUUCAGCUCAAAUCCACCACAUCCUCAAAGGAGGCGCAGUUCGAUGCAGACUCGGACGAUAUCGACGAGCAGGACGAUGUUGUCGCUAUACAAGCAUCUCAGAUAGGGCUGCGAUCGCACGACGAUCCCCUCCUUACCUCGGUAGGCAGCUGUUCGAACCAUCUCCCCCGCAGGGAGCGCGGUGCUCGUCGCCAUUCGCUCAUCGAUCGUAUACCCGGUCAGAAUCGCAUCCGAACUUCUCUCGAUGGCUUGAGCCACGAUCUACGCGCCAUACGCCAAUCCCUUGGUGUGCCUGGCUGGGACGGCGAAGGUCUCCCUGACUGGCUCAAGAGGGGGGCAGGUGUCUUCGAUGGAACCGUCAAUAUGGCAAACAGCAUUCUGGGCGCCGGCAUCGUUGGUCUUCCAUACUCCAUGCGAGAGUCGGGCUUCAUCGCUGGUCUCGUCCUGCUUGUCGGUCUCUCUUUCCUGACCGAUUGGACAAUCCGCCUCAUUGUUCUCAACGCAAAACUCAGCGGCCGCAUCACCUACAUCGAGAUCAUGGAGCAUUGCUUUGGUCACAACGGCAAAGCCGCUGUCUCCAUCUUCCAAUUUGCCUUUGGCUUCGGUGGAAUGUGUGCCUUCUGCGUCGUCAUUGGAGAUACCAUCCCACAUGUCAUCAAGAUGGUCUUUCCCUCCUUGGAUGGAACCUUUCUCGCCAAUCGUCAAUUCGUCAUCACCUUCUUCACCAUGACGGUGUCAUAUCCGCUCUCGCUCUAUCGCAACAUCGAAAAGCUCAGCAAGGCCAGCGCCAUUGCGCUCGUCUCCAUGGUCGUCAUCAUCAUCGCUGUCACCGUUCGUGGCCCAGCGAUGCCCGCCGAGCUGAAGGGCGAUCCCGCUCUUCGAUUGUCCAUCGUCAACGUCUCAAACCUGGUCCGAUCCAUCUCUGUGAUCAGCUUCGCCUUUGUCUGCCACCACAACUCCCUGCUCAUCUAUGGGUCUUUGAAAGAGCCUUCGAUGAGGAAGUUCGGGCGCGUCACACAUUACUCAACCAUCAUCGCCGCAGCGGCCACCAUCACGAUGAGCGUCGCCGGCUACUGGAGCUUCGAGGAAAAGACACUCAGCAACGUCCUCAACAACUUUCCGUACGACGAUAUCACAGUCAACAUCGCCCGCGGACUGUUCGGCCUCAACAUGCUCACCACCUUGCCGCUCGAGUGCUUCGUUUGCCGAGAAGUGCUCGAGACGUACUUCUUUGCUGGAGAGUUCGAUCAGAACCGCCAUCUGAUCUUCACCUCGAGUCUGGUCGUCAGCGCCAUGUUCAUCUCGCUCCUGACGUGCGAUCUGGGCAUCGUACUCGAACUCACCGGUGGCUUGAGUGCAACAGCGUUGGCCUUUAUCUUCCCAAGCAUCUGCUACCUCAAGCUGACGAGCGAGACGGGCAAGCGAGUGCCGACGGCAGACCUGUCUCACCUUACGGGUCACGGGAAUAGCAGCAGCAACCUCAACGCCAACCACGGCACCAUCGCGCACGACGAUUCGCAACAGCACGGAGAGGAGGAACAGGAAGCUCUGAUUGAGCAAUCCAACGGCUCGAUAGACCGGGGCCAGAACGCGAUUCGCGCCAACCAGUAUGACGGUGCAGAAGAGGAAGAGCCUUCGUCGUACGACCGCCUUGAAAGAAUGGAGAACGGCCAAAGAGCCGCAGCGAAUGGAUCUGCGAGGGAUUCUGUCGACGUUGAUGACGUCGAGCUGCCCUUGCGGCCGGGUGCAAGCGUACGCUUCCGACCGGCAGCAGCCAAUCGAAAGUGGUGGCAGUCAACGCGGCCGCUGAGUGUGGCGUGUGCCAUCUUUGGGUCUGUGGUUCUAGUCAUCAGUGUCUGGACGGCCAUCUCGGACACGGCCUCGGGCAAGACCGGCGCAGUGCAUCAAUGCUGA
Molecule: messenger RNA, 2067 nt
Organism: Kalmanozyma brasiliensis GHG001
Lineage: Eukaryota; Fungi; Basidiomycota; Ustilaginomycetes; Ustilaginales
Product: Amino acid transporter, transmembrane
Exons: 2
Coding region: 1-2067 (688 amino acids)
Biological process (GO): amino acid transmembrane transport
Cellular component (GO): endoplasmic reticulum
Molecular function (GO): amino acid transmembrane transporter activity
Source: RefSeq, a predicted model, not a curated record